CUUCCUUAUUUCAACUCGGAAGUUGAUCUUUGGUUCAGUUCUUCCUGCAACUCCAUGCGAUCCAUCCUUAGGUUCUUGAACAUUUCAGGACUACACACUUUGUACUGUAGAGUGGGCGAUUCGGAGAAUUAAUGGCGACCUUCGCUCCGGUUUCUCCGUGGAUUCCCGAAGACGACCUCCUAUUGAAGAAUGCCGUCGAGGCCGGUGCUUCCUUGGAAGCGCUUGCAAAAGGUGCAGUUCGAUUUUCACGCAGAUUCACUCUUCAAGAACUACAAGAUCGAUGGUAUUCUCUCCUCUAUGAUCCUGACAUUUCUGCUGAAGCCUCUGCCCACAUGGUUGGGUUUGACCUUUCUGCAGCUAAUCCAUUUUUUAAGUCUAAUGUAUCUGGAAAAUCUAGAGAAGGUGCAGAGAUCUCUAAGAAAAGAAAAAUUGAAAGUGUUCGCAAUCAGUAUUAUGCCAUGAGGAAGAAAAUUCACCGCAAGAUUUUUAACUCUACUGAACUAGGUUUUCUUCCUGCGCCAAAUAUUCAUGACUGCAUUAGUGAUAUAGAUGGUUGUGCAGAGUGUGUACCAUUGGAUACCCAUCCUCCAGUUGGAACUUGUUCACUUGAAGAUCAUAUCUCAAACCAUUAUGGAAUGCAGGAGACAGGUCCUGAUUUCCUGCAUCAUCCUCUUCCACAGAUCAGUGGGGACCUUACUGUUGCAACUUCUAUUAAUGUUGCUGCCAAUGAAAUGCAUUCUGAACAAGAUAAUACUUCAAAUGGAAUCUUGAGGAGGGAUUGUUUAUUUGAAUUUCCUGAAGAUAUUUCAUCCUUGCCACUCAAAGAACCAGUAGGAAAUGAUGGCGGGCAUUCUUUUGACCAGAAAAGUGCUUAUAAAAGAGUUCCUAAUAUCAUAGAAGAUAAUUUAAUAGAAUUUAGAAAAUGCUCCAUUGCUGAGGAAAUUGGACACUCACAAGCACUGCCUGAUAGAAACCUGUUCAAAAUGGAUGAUUCUGGGGAAAAACCAUCGUCUUCUUUGCAUUCAAUAAAUGAAAACAUGGGAAAAUCUUGCUGUGGAUAUGAAAGGAGUGAUCAGUUCAGUUCCCCUGUUUCAGACGGCAUGCCUCUUUGGAAAACUAUGGAGGAUGUGUCGGCACCUGUUAUGCCAAUCAAUGCCCGGCUCAGAGAUAAAGCUGCAGACAAGGAAGGAACAUUCACACUUUCUGGGGAAGAUGAUGGUAAGAAUAUACAUUUGUCUGGUGAUAAGAUUAUCCAACCAGGGACCAUGUUGGGAGAUGGACGUAAUGGUGUUGGGUUAAAUAGUUCAACUGCUAUUUUAGACAGUGAUUUUGGAGAUCUUCCAGAGUCCCUCUUGAACUUUGAGAAUGGGGAUGAUCCUCUCUUGAUUGAGUUAAAUGGGAAAGACAAGACGAAUGAUUCAUUUCUGUUGUGUUCUCCUAACAAUGCUCAUGAAGGUGAUAUACCUGAUGUUAGUGAACAUAAGGCAUUUGCAGUGUUAAAUUCGUCUUUUCCAAUUCGUGGUGAUGCAUGUCCCACGGAUUCUAUUGCUGACGUGUCAUUUCCACCUUCUCGUGAUCAGCUUAAUUGUUAUAGUUCAGUAGUUAAUGUUUCACCAUCUACAUUUGUGCCCGAUUCUCAUUCUCCUGAACUUCAUGAUGGAGUUAUUCACUGCACAUUGAACUCAGAGGACCCUGACAUCCCAUGCAAUGAUGGUAUUUUCUUACCUGCACAGGUAACUGCAUCCUUUGCUUCUUCCAUGACACAACCAACAACGUCUGCUUCUAAUAGAAAAGAUGUGGGGCAUGGUGAAGUCUUGAAAAAAGAAAGAGAAAAUCCUGCUCAGUCUUGUAGGGAUUCACAAAAGGCAGGACCUAGUGCCCUGCCAGACAUUGGUCCCGACCACCUACAUGGUUCUGAAGUCAGGUAUGGCUUGUCUACUCAUAGUGACCUGGCUAUGGGCUCCAGAUAUGCAAAAAACAACCAUAGAGAUCCAAUUAAAUACAGUGCAACCCAAGCAACUCAAAAAUCCACCACAUGUGGAGGUCUGGAGACUAUUAAAGAAAGUUUUGAGGAAAUGGCUGCGCCGGCUGCAAUUAGGGAACAUCUUCUAUUACAUCCAGAAUCAGUUUCCAGCAAGAUGGCUUUUCCAGAACCAGAAGUAAACCCCUUGAUGUCGGAUCAGGAAGAAUAUGAGAGUGAUGGUGACAUUCCUUAUUUCUCUGAUAUCGAAGCUAUGAUUCUUGACAUGGAUUUAGGUCCGUAUGAGCAAGACCCGAGUAUUUCUAGGGAAGUUGCAAGGUUUCAUGAAGAAGAUGCUAGGAGAAUGGUCAUGAGGCUAGAACAGUGUGCUCAUUCUUCUUUGCAAAGAGCAAUUGCAUCUCAAGGUGCAUUUGCCGUCUUAUAUGGUCGCCAUGUAAAGCAUUAUAUUAAGAAAGCUGAGGUCACUCUCGGCAGAGCAACAGGUGAGAUUGAUGUUGAUAUUGACCUGGGACGAGAAGGCCGCGCGAACAAAAUUUCUAGACGGCAGGCGAUUAUCAAAUUGGACAGAGAUGGGUCUUUCUUGUUGAAAAACCUUGGGAAGAGUUCAAUCUUUGUGAAUGGUAAAGAAGUUGGUUCCGGACAGCUGCUGAUUCUCUGCUCAAAUUGUUUGAUUGAGAAAUUAUCUACCAUGGGUACUUGAUGCUAAGAUUCACCUUAAUGCUAUGAAUCUUGGUAGUACAAUUGAAGAAGGAAAUCAAGCAUCCCUGCAAGAUCGCGCAAAGAUAAUGAUUUUCCUUCGACACCAUUUACGCGAAGAAUUGAAAAUUGAGUACCUUACUAUUAAGAACUCAUUAGUCCUUUGGAACAACUUGAAGGAGAGAUAUGAAUACCAAAAAAAUGGCAGUUCUUCCAAAAGCUCGAUUUGAUUGGAUACAUUUGCGACUGCAAGAUUUUAAAACUGUAAGUAAAUAUAGUUCAGCCUUUUAAAAAUUAGCUCUCAAUUGAAGUUAUGUGAAGAAAAAAUUACUGAUGAGGAUAUGUUAGAAAAAACAUAUUCGACUUUUCAUGCCUCGAAUGUGCUCCUACAACAGCAAUAUUGAGAGCGUAGAUUUACAAAA
This is a messenger RNA of Malania oleifera, 3099 nucleotides long. RefSeq lists its product as uncharacterized. The transcript is spliced from 8 exons. Lineage: Eukaryota; Viridiplantae; Streptophyta; Magnoliopsida; Santalales; Ximeniaceae. Gene Ontology annotation, biological process: positive regulation of transcription by RNA polymerase II. Gene Ontology annotation, cellular component: MLL1 complex; NSL complex; Ino80 complex. The coding region runs from base 132 to 2681 and encodes 849 amino acids. Gene Ontology annotation, molecular function: protein binding; G-quadruplex RNA binding. The record is from RefSeq and is a predicted model, not a curated record.